Messenger RNA from Galdieria sulphuraria, 456 nucleotides. RefSeq lists its product as uncharacterized. Lineage: Eukaryota; Rhodophyta; Bangiophyceae; Galdieriales; Galdieriaceae. The transcript has 4 exons. Bases 94 to 423 code for a protein of 109 amino acids. The record is from RefSeq and is a predicted model, not a curated record.
GGUAAAAUCCACGGAGCGAAAAGUUCGAGAUUGAUUGCUCUAUUGUUUUGGAAGCGUAUUCCUAGAAAGGCUCCAAAGGCUAGUGAGAAUAAUAUGUUCAAUCUAAGUAACUCGUUCGCAUUUCGCCGAGAAGCAGCACAAGCCAAACUCUUGGAAAUCAUGGAAUGGGGUUUUAGUGAUGACUCCUACAAAGGAAGACCUUUCCAGUUUCAUUCGUUGAUAGAUAACACAUCUUCUAGGGGAACUUCCGGGCCUCUUUGGUACCUGAAAGACAAGAAUUUUGGCCGCAGAGAUGAUUUUCCCAUGGAUACUAGACUAGUUAGACCCAAUGGAGAUGUUGCGAGUUUGGAAUACGUACAAGUAGGUUCUAAGCGCUUUGAGAAGUUUUGGGAGGAGUUUGUAUUUUCCGCAAACAGCAAAUAGUAUUGAAUAAACGAGAGGUUAUAGUUCCUGUUA